GCACAUCAACCACAUAACUCCCACAAAAAACCCUCCUUUUUUCUCAUAAACCCUCAACAAAAACCUUACAGAGUUACAGAAAACUUAAUUGAUGAUCGAAUCUCCAAUUUCCCCAAAUUAAAACCAAUAAUCAAAACAUCCCAUUACAUGAAAAUGAGUUCCAAGCUGCUAAUGAUUCUAAACAGAUUGACUUCAAGGCUAAAUCAGUCUCAAAUUUCAUCAGAAAAAGCUCUGUUCUUGAGCUCUGAUUUCAUCAAUGAAAGACGGGGUUACUACACAACUACAAAAACAAAGCCAGGAUCAGAAAGCUUGUAUUCGAAGAUAAGCCCUUUAGGAAGUCCUGGAAUCAGUGUGAAGCCAGAAAUUGAUGGAUGGGUUGAAAAGGGAAACAAGGUUAGAGUUGCUGAAUUGCUCAGAAUCAUCCAUGAUCUUCGCAAGCGUAAGAGAUUUACUCAUGCUCUUGAGGUGGCAGAAUGGAUGAAUGAGAACGGGGUCUGUAAAUUUACACCGACUGAAUAUGCAGUUCAAUUGGAUCUCAUUGGUAGAGUCCGUGGUUUUCAGUCUGCCGAGAACUAUUUUCAGAGCUUACCCGACCAAGACAAAACAGAAAAGACAUAUGGCGCUCUUCUUAAUUGCUAUGUGCGUCAACGCCAGCUCGACCUAGCCUUAUCACACUUACGGAAGAUGAAGGAGAUGGGUUUUGCAUCUACAGCUCUUACUUAUAAUGAUAUUAUGUGCCUAUACACAAAUGUUGGACAAUACGAGAAGAUUCCUGAGUUGCUAACUGAAAUGAAGGAAAACAAUGUUUUACCAGAUAAUUACAGCUACCGACUCUGCAUUAAUUCAUUUGGAGCACGAUCUGAUAUCGAGUCAGUGAAAAGUAUUUUGAAAGAAGCCGAGACUAAGCCCCACAUGGCAGUAGACUGGAACACCUAUGCAGUCGCUGCCAAUUAUUUUAUUAAUGCAGGGCUCACAGAUGAAGCAAGCGAUGUCCUGAAGAAGGCGGAGGUAAGAUUGGAUAAGAAAGAUGGUGCGGGAUACAAUCAUCUGAUUACUCUUUAUGCUAAACUAAAAAAAGAGGACGAAAUAUUGAGGUUGUGGGAAUUAGAGAAGAGCGCGUGUCAGAGAUGUAUCAACAGAGAUUAUAUCACCGUGUUGGAGUCGCUUGUGAGGAUUGGCUCGGUAGAAGCAGCUGAGAAAGUGCUCAAGGAGUGGGAAACGUCUGGUAAUUACAAUGAUUUUCGAGUUCCUCGUAUUGUCAUUGCAGCUUAUUUGGAAAAGGGAAUGAUCGAUAAAGCAGAGGCAUUGCUCGUGUCGUGGAAAGGGAAGGAUUUGAUUCCAAGCACUUGGGUCGAUUUAGCAAGACGAUACGAGGAGAAGGGCGAGAUGCAUAAAGCAAUCUGCUCCAUGAAGGAAGGUUUGGCACAUUAUGAUAAAAAUAAAGGUUGGAAACCUGAUAAACGAGUCAUUUACAGUCUGCUUAAAUGGGUUGGUGAUGAAGGCAAUGUUGAAGAUGCAGAAUCGUUCGUUGAUUUGUUAAGAAAUGCAAUUCCUGUGAAUAGACAUAUGUAUUAUGCUCUAAUCAAGGCCCAUGUUCGAAAUGGCAAUGAUGUCGUUGAGCUUUUGGAGAAGAUGAAGGCUGAUAAAGUAGAGAAAGAUAACGAGAUUGAGGAGAUCCUUGGCACGGUACAGUGACAAACUCAAUGGGCUCUACGUUUAAAGACACCAUUUUCAGUUGGAAGUAGAAGCUCAAAUACUGAUUUGGGCAGCGAGUUUCAUUUUUUUCUGCAUUUGAAACUAUGAAAUGCAGUGAACUACUGUUGCAUAUACGCAUCGUGUUGGCCAGGAUUCGCGUUGAAUAUAACUUUCUGCUCAUCUGUUCACGAAAAUUCGCCUUUCCAUCUAAUUUUCAGAACCAUUUUCAAUGUUCUUACCAUCCAUUUGUGAGGAUAAUGUAGCAAAUUUUAUUGUUAACAGCUGAGUAAAGAAAAAAGACUACCUUUGAACUAUCUUGUCGUCUGGAUAUGCCAAGGAUAUUUAGCAACUUCUUGAAUAUUAUCAACUCAAGAUGGUACUAGUAAAUGUUGAAAACCAAAUAUAGCCAUUGAAGUAUUGAUUUAGUCAUAUGGAGAUCUCAUUCAAAUAAGUGUUUCUUUUGUUUGAAAUUUGAAUGAAAGAAAUGUUCUAUUUA
Amaranthus tricolor (Joseph's coat) is the source of this 2191-nucleotide messenger RNA. RefSeq names its product pentatricopeptide repeat-containing protein At4g21705, mitochondrial. The record is from RefSeq and is a predicted model, not a curated record. Bases 148 to 1695 code for a protein of 515 amino acids. NCBI's taxonomy places the organism in Eukaryota, Viridiplantae, Streptophyta, Magnoliopsida, Caryophyllales, Amaranthaceae. Gene Ontology annotation, molecular function: protein binding. Gene Ontology annotation, cellular component: mitochondrion. The transcript has 2 exons.